Molecule: messenger RNA, 1896 nt
Organism: Aspergillus steynii IBT 23096
Lineage: Eukaryota; Fungi; Ascomycota; Eurotiomycetes; Eurotiales; Aspergillaceae
Product: NAD-dependent epimerase/dehydratase family protein
Exons: 1
Coding region: 332-1621 (429 amino acids)
Biological process (GO): beta-D-galactose catabolic process via UDP-galactose, Leloir pathway
Cellular component (GO): cytosol
Molecular function (GO): UDP-glucose 4-epimerase activity
Source: RefSeq, a predicted model, not a curated record
AAUAGUAUAUCCCUCUUUUUACCUUGCAUCCAGACUUUUUAUUAUGGCCAUCGUUCGUUGUAAAUAAAGCACGUCACAAAUCAGAUAUCUUCGCCUGACCUAGCUGGAUACGGCGGUUACAUCGGCGAACCAGUGGCAGUGCGCGCCUUUCUUUUUGAGCGAGUAUAAAAUUUGUGGACUCCUGUCUUUUGAGUAUCCAGUCCGGAGUCACCCGCCCUCGUUAAUCUUCAUUUAAACAAGCUCCUCUUGUGUUUGCUCAGGCGCUUUUUCUUGUCCUCGUUUACUCGUCUUUCGUUCAGCAUUGACUGCCCUUGGCCCUUUCGCACCACCAAUGAUGGAGAGCCCUCGACGAUCAGAUGCGAGCACUCCUGUGGAGCCUUGCUCUCCUGUGUGUAUCGAUACUCCGGCAACGCAAUCAUCCGUCUUGUUUGAUGGCAAUCUCGAGGAGUUGCUGCGAAACUUCCCUCUCGAGCAGUACAUUCUGGUCACCGGAGGCCUCGGGUUUAUCGGAAGUCACACAACAUUGGAGCUAUUGAAAGCCAGCUACAACGUAAUUGUGAUCGACAACCUCAGCAACUCCUUCCAAGUCGUCUUCGACCGCAUCAAAACCCUGGCGUCCAAACAUCAUGAGCAACAUGGCACAAAGAUGCCGUCAAUGCAUCUGCACCCCCACGACUAUCGAGACACCGAGGCCCUUCGCGGUCUGCUCGAGCAAUACCAGGUCCAGUCCAGAUGGGGCUCGAUGAAGUCAAAGAUCUCCGGCGUCAUUCACUUUGCUGCUUAUAAAGCGGUUGAGGAGAGCAUUCGGAAUCCAUUGAAAUAUUAUGCGAACAAUGUUGGAGGUCUCGUGGAUUUUGCUACCACGUUGGGCGAAUUCGGCAUCAAGACAUUUGUCUUCUCCUCUUCGGCCACGGUGUACGGCACUUUGGCGACCUCUGGUCUCCCUCUUAAGGAGGAGCUCUGCGUCCACAAGGAGGAACCCCUCCAAAACCAGGAAGGAUCCGAGGAAGUUGUGAAGCCUGGGUGCACGGGCAUCACCAAUCCUUAUGGACGCACAAAGUGGAUCUGUGAAGCCAUAUUAGCGGAUCUUGCUGCCUCUGAUCCCGAGUGGACUAUUGUAGCUCUGCGGUACUUCAACCCGAUAGGGUGCGACGAGUCGGGUCUCCUGGGAGAAGACCCAAGACAAAUACCUACCAACCUCCUUCCCGUCGUCGUCAAGGUCAUGACUGGACAGUAUAAGGAGCUGCAGAUGUUUGGAACCGAUUGGGACACAGAGGACGGCACAGCCGUCCGUGACUUUAUUCACGUCACCGAUCUUGCCCGAGGGCACAUUGCGGCACUUGGCGCUGCCAAUGACGGACGACUUGUUGAAAAUUUCCGCACCUUCAAUCUUGGAACUGGACAGGGACACUCUGUCAUGGAGGUCGUCAACACCAUGGAAAGUGUGUCGUCCAAACCCAUUCCACGGAAGGCCGCUGGCCGCCGCGCAGGAGACGUUGGUUCCUGUGUUGCCGUGGCCACCAGGUCGCAAGAUGAGCUUCAGUGGAAGACGGAGAAGACGCUGAAAGACGCUUGUGUCAAUUUGUGUAAUUUUCUGGAUGUUAGCGGUCUGUCCUCCUAAGGACCAUCUAUAAUGUUUUGAAUAAUGGAUGUGCUCUCUUCAUAGGGCGGCGUUUGGUGAUGUUUCUUUUUUUUCUUUUCUUUUUUUUUUGUCGCGCUUCUUCAAUACCUCUUUCCAUUUUCAAUUUCCUUUCUUUUAUUUUAUUUUAUUUUUUUUUUUUUUCUGGCCCUCGACUUUGUCAUGUGCCCGUCCUUGUCUGCGUUUCUGUCAACAACCUGUUCACAUCAACAAAUUUCGGCAACUUCAUACCUAGUUUAUCUGCUGUUUUUGCAUUA